Molecule: messenger RNA, 2780 nt
Organism: Aegilops tauschii subsp. strangulata
Lineage: Eukaryota; Viridiplantae; Streptophyta; Magnoliopsida; Poales; Poaceae
Product: LEAF RUST 10 DISEASE-RESISTANCE proteinUS RECEPTOR-LIKE PROTEIN KINASE-like 2.4
Biological process (GO): protein phosphorylation
Molecular function (GO): polysaccharide binding; ATP binding; protein kinase activity
Source: RefSeq, a predicted model, not a curated record
CACCAUUCAUAAUAUCUCCUCCCUUAUCUUUGUGUGCUUCAGUAUUAUCCCUUGAGCUUGAGCCGUAUGGACACCAGCCACCCACAGAUCGAUCAAUCCAGCCGCGCGAAGCAUCCCCGGGUGCUACAAGCCCUCCUCUACGUCAUAGCAAUAACAUGCUUGUGAUGCUGCACUGCACCACAUGACGACGCCGGCGGCAACCAUGGCAAUAUCGACAUGUCUGAAAAGUCCUGCGCCCACUUGAUCUGCAGCCACUCAUAAUUUUGUGCCAGGUCUUCCCUUUGCCCCGUCAAAUGGGAUACUCGAGGAGUUCCCAUGUUAAGCGUAUGAUGACUGCCAAAGGACUCCAUCGCCCCAUCCAUAUAUCAUUCAUUCUUAGCCUGAUUAUUCUCUUUCGUAUCUCCUCACAGCGCAUGCAUGAUUUCCUAUUCAGUUUGCUCCCCUUCUGUUUGUUGCUGAAACAAAUUUCAGGGCUCAUCGUCUCAUGGCUAUGGCCGGCUGGUGGUUCUUAAUCUUCGUCGCGGUGUGGUGGCUGCCACUGCCACUCACGCCUGUGGUGGCCGAGGAGCAGCAGGGGGAAGACUGCUCGGACCAGAAGUGCGGCAACAUCAACAUCUCCGACCCGUUCUGGCUCACCGACAAAGAUACGGGAAGAUCAUGCAGUUCUGAUCCUUACCUGGACUUCGAUGUCGCUUGUCUUAACAACAGUUAUCCAGUUCUACGGAGCGCUAUAAUUUUCAACAAGGGCUUCAAAAUCCUCAACAUCUCCUACCAGGAACGCAGCUUCUACGCGGUUGAUCUGGGCAAGCUCAACAUAUUGCAGUCCUCCAACAGCUGCCUUUCCCAGUUCUAUAACACCUCAAUCAAGCUCAACCACCCGUUCACGAUCGCCCCCGUCAACCUCAACCUCAUCCUGUAUAACUGCACGGAGAAGGACGGAGCAGCGGCCGCGGCAAGCCGGGACAGAGCCCUGGCGCCGACGAGAGUGAGGUGCCCGAACGAGUGGGUGGUGCUUGCCCGCGCGGGAGUGCCUCACGACACGACCGGGAACUACAGCAAUUAUGCUCGGAAGGGCUGUGCUGCCGUCGUGGUGCCGGUGCUGGGCUCAUCGUCAGGGGCGAGCGCGGGCGACUAUGAGCAGCUCUUCAGCGAUGGCUUCCUCUUGACAUGGGAUCCUCCGCCUCAUCUCACUAUCUUUCCACGUAAUGAGAGGAGAGGGAAGAAGAUUAUGCUAAUAGGUACUACAUCAGCAGCUGCAACCUUUCUCUGUGCAUGUCUUUAUGUGCUGAUAUGGCAUAGAAAAGGGAAAAGACUAUGGUUUCUCCUUUGCAACAAGGCUAGCAGCAACACUGAGAAGAAUUACGAGGCCAUGAUAGUAUCAUAUGGAUCCCUAGCUCCAAAAAGAUACAUGUACUCAGAGGUAAUGAAGAUAACUUCUCGUAACGAACAGCUUGGUAAAGGUGGUUAUGGUGUGGUUUUCAAAGGAAGACUAUACGAUGGUCGCCUGGUUGCUGUGAAAUUCUUGCAUGACUGCAAAGGAAAUGGGGACGAAUUUGUGAAUGAGGUUAUCAGCAUUGGCAGGACCUCUCAUGUUAAUGUUGUUAGCUUAUUUGGAUAUUGUUUGGAGGGCUCAAAACGAGCACUUAUAUAUGAGUACAUGCCCAAUGGUUCCUUGGAUAAGUACAUUUACUCAAAGAACCCCAAGGAAAUUUUAGGAUGGGAGAGGCUCUAUGCGACAGCACUCGGGAUUGCUCGUGGCCUUGAAUACUUGCACCAUAGCUGUAAUACACGUAUCGUCCACUUUGAUAUCAAGCCCCAAAAUAUCCUUCUAGAUAAAGAUUUUUGCCCAAAGAUUGCUGAUUUUGGUCUAGCUAAAUUGUGUCAUACAAAGGAGAGCAAGCUUUCAAUGACUGGUGCUAGAGGAACAAUUGGGUUCAUCGCUCCAGAAGUUCACUCUCGAACCUUCGGAGUGGUUUCAACAAAGUCAGAUGUUUAUAGUUAUGGAAUGAUGCUUUUGGAGAUGGUUGGAGGCAGGAGAAAUGUAAAAUCAAUUGUUGAAAAUUCCAGCGAAAAAUAUUUUCCAGACUGGAUUUACGACCACUUUGCGCAAGAUGAUGGAUUACAAGCAUGUGAAAUCACAAGAGAAAUGGAGGAAAUCGCGAGAAAGAUGACCUUAAUUGGCUUGUGGUGCAUACAGAUAUUACCUGCAUAUCGCCCUACUAUAACCAAGGUUCUAGAAAUGUUUGAGAGAAGUUCAGAUGACAUGGACAUGCCACCAAAGCAAAACUUCUCAGGGUUGAUUGAAAAUUCAGCUCACAAUUAUAAUGUACAAAGUGCGAGUUCUACCAGAUCUGAGGAGAUUUGAUUGUAAAUUCAAAAAUACUACAACGAUUGCCAACUCUUUGAGAACGCGACCUGUACCAAAGAUAAACAAGCGCAGUGGAGUUCGGCAUUGUAUCAUAAAACACACAUAAUUGCUAAUGCAUAAUUGCUUCGAAAUUCCUUGGUUUCAGUCAACCAUCUCAGACUUCAAAUUUGCUUUCGGAUACCACCACUUUCCUUCUUUUGCUUAUAGAAAUUAGAGAGAAGGGCAAUAUGGUGGGGAUCUAAGGUGGAAAUUACAAUUUAAGUAGCCUUUGCAACAGACCCUUAUUCCAGGCAUGCGUAAACUAGAGUAAGUUAGCACUAUCUGGAACAAUGUGUAGCUUGCUAUUCUGGUUAUAAACAGAAGUUGGAUAAAUGUAUUGCUGAAGUUCAUUAUUAAAUAACUUGACCUACAA